AUGUCAACUAAUAAUUCAAGUGUUAUGGCUCAUGCUCUUUACGCUCAAUGUUUAUCAAUCAUCGAUGAGCUCAGAAUCAAAGGAAACAAAUCUUCUUAUGUUAUUGUCUUCAAUAAAAUUGGCCUUCCGCGCGUUCAUUUAAUCGUGAUCCCGUGCCCUGGGUUCACCUGCGUCGAACAUCGUUUGUUUCGGUUUGCCGAGCGAUCUGUCUUUUCUCAUCCUCAAAGACGCCUCGACAACGACAUAUACCGGUCUUCUGGUCUGGAAUCUGAACAACAAACUGGAACCCAAGAGCUUGUGGGCUCUGUUGGUGCCUUGGUUUGGUCCGUGACGGUUCUUGCUUCUCCUGGAACUAAGAAACAUGAGCAUGUCACCAUUGCUAAGUCUACCUCAGUGACCGUGGGAACAGUUCUUGCGCUUAGUAGGAUAAGGCUCAGCUCCAUGAGCAAAGUUGAUCAAGAGGCUAAAGCAGCGGCAAUAUUAGCAAAUGUGAUAUCUUGCACAGAUGACGAUUUCGCGCGUGAUCUCGCAGGGAAGCAGUGGCAAUCGCUUCGGAUACAGGGACAAGUGUUGUGA
Molecule: messenger RNA, 576 nt
Organism: Melampsora larici-populina 98AG31
Lineage: Eukaryota; Fungi; Basidiomycota; Pucciniomycetes; Pucciniales; Melampsoraceae
Exons: 4
Coding region: 1-576 (191 amino acids)
Source: RefSeq, a predicted model, not a curated record